Onychostoma macrolepis is the source of this 3842-nucleotide messenger RNA. Its product is annotated as mucin-7-like. The transcript has 5 exons. The record is from RefSeq and is a predicted model, not a curated record. Bases 2416 to 3417 code for a protein of 333 amino acids. Lineage: Eukaryota; Metazoa; Chordata; Actinopteri; Cypriniformes; Cyprinidae.
GGUGACGGCGCUACCGCCAAUUAGCUACUACUUCCUCUGGAGUCGUUGAGUACAACACGUUCUCACUCCCAACUCGUCACAUAUUGAAGCUUGGUCAGGAUCCCUUUGUCGUCAUGUUUUAACUCACUGGGUACUCCUUUGUCGUCAUGUUUUAACUUGCAGGGAUUCCCAUAGACUUCUGACCGGAACCGGCGGCGUUGACAUUUGACCUGCAGGAGCUGACCGCAGUGUGUACGGGACUCGAGACUAUGAUAAAUAGGAAUAAAAAAGAAAAGGCUGCAAUAAAUUAGUCAUGGCAGGGCGAUUCGAUUGGCGUCCCCCAGGUCAUAUUUAACUGAUUUUUUAUUUUAAAAACCACUCGUUGCCUGAUAUCAAAGUGCGUCUGUGAAACAGGUUCAGCGGUGACUUUAACAACGCUCCAGCGAGCAACAGCAGUAGUGUAUUCCUCAUAAUGCUGGGGUGCGUCCGAAAUCGCAUACUUCCCUACUAUAUAGUAUGCGAAAAACAGUAUGCGAGGCGAGUAGUAUGUCCGAAUUCAUAGUAUUCGAAAAAUAGUAGGCGAGAAGUACCCGGAUGACCUACUACUUCCUUCCGAAUUCUGUAGUAGGCAUACGAUGGACACUUUACUAUCCCAUGAGGCUGCGGGAGAGGCGGCGUCAUAUUCAAAAAAUGGCGGAAAGCCGCGACGCGGCUGUCUUUAAGUGUAAAGUACCUCAGGGAAAAACAUUGUUGAUGUUCAUUGUGGUUAACUUGUACUUGUUUAAUGUCAUCCAAAUAAACCACUGACUUGUUGAGGGUUAAACAAACAGAUGAAACGAUUGUGUGAAUUGGGUGUAAUAAGAUAUCUAAUCAUUACCGAUCAGAUGGAGUUACGUUAACCUCAAUGUAGUACAUCAGCUUGUUACGCUGCUUUCUUUAAAUAGAUGGUUCCUUAAGAGGUAAAAAUUUAAACCAUUAACGAUGUUCGCGCAGUGAAGUGGGCUCUUUAAAUUUUCGCGCUGUUGUGAAGACGCAUGACACGUGACAACAUCAACAUGGCGGAUGUAGUACGUCCGAAUUCCAUUCAUACUACCCUCAUUCAUACUAUAUAGAACGUACUUUUUUAACGGUCGAGUAGUACGUUCGAAUUCAAAUGUAGUACCUACACAAGUAGUAUGCGAUUUCGGACGCAGCCCUGGUGUUUUUGUCGAGGCUUGUUGAUGAUGAUAAACGUAUUUAAUGUGGUGUGAUUAUGUUUGGUUAAUCAGUGAUUAAUCAGCGCAAUGCGAUGCAGUCAACCUAUUAUUUAUUUAUCUAUUUAUUUAUUUAUGUAUUUGUUUGUUUGAUUGAUUGAUUGAUUGAUUGAUUAUUUAUUAUUUUUAUUUAUUUAUUAAUAAGUCAAUCAAUCAGUGAUGCUGACGUCAUUGUAAGGCGCGAUCCCAAGGUCCACUGCGAUUUCCCGCUCAGUAAGUAGACCAGUUAAUUAAUACAGAUGGGAACACUCCUUAAAUUUAUAGCACAAAAACUGUAUAACCAGAUCAAAAAGUUGUGUUUAGACCCUUACGAAUUGCAAGGUAGCAGUUUCGUGAUGCAGUUAUUAUAAAAAUAUAACGUGCUGCACCAAAUGUGUAACGUUAGUCGGCUAGCUUAAGUUAGCUAAUUAAAUUCAAGCUUGUUUAUUUUUUUCACAUAUAAUCAUGCAGGAUAAUAUCAUAGGAGAUUGUAUGAUUUGUAAUUAUGAUGUGUGUUCAGUUACCCAUAUUACAGUAAGUUAGCUCGAUCACAACACUAUAGCCAUUUAUAAAUGUUCAGAUGAAGAACAGUGUUGCCAGAUUGGUGUGUUUUCCAGUAAUUGAUCAAAAUCCACACAAAAUUAUAUAGUAAACACACAAAUCUUACCAAUAAUAAACUAUACAAAUUAAUUCAUAACUACAACAAUAACAUUUGCUCAUCAAAUGGCAUAAUAAAGCAAAUUAAGCGUUCUCUCAUUUUCCAUGUCUGUCAUUUGCCUUAAAGAAAUAAAAGAGUACAACAGAAAUAUCAAAAUGCCACCUGUCCAAGCCCAUUUUAUUCCACGUAGUACAACUCAAAACUGCCCAAUCUGCCAACACUGACGAAGAAAAUACUGGUAAAAAUGUAAGGAGUUCAAUAUUUUUUUUCCUGUCUUAUCAGGUCCUUCAAAUUUGCCAGCUUCCAACAUUCUCCUUUAUUUUAACCUCCCUCCACACACACACACACACACAAAAACCAAAGGCACUUUUAAGAGCCACGUCUGUCUUGUUAACCUGUACUUGUUUCUCUGUAGCUCGCUCUGUCUCUUUUUCUAUUUGCAUUGUUCUAUCUGUCCAUCUUUCUGUUUCUCUCAGUAGGUCCUACAAAAACUUUAUUUUAACACACUGCCUGUUUUUUUUGUUUUUGUGUAUAUUUCUUCUUUAUAUGUCUUGUCAAGUUAUGAUGAGGCACAAAUUCCGGCCCUGCCCAUCUUGCCAGACUCCCAAUCAGGCAAGCAGGAAAAGUUGUUAUGUCUGCUUUGGAAGUCUGUCCACUAAACAAAAAAUAAAUUACAAAGUGGUGUCACUGGAUAGCCAGUGGGGGCAAUCUGUCAAGAAAAGCAGAAAUGUUGGGCGCAUAAUUGAUUCUGCCCGUAUUGCAGUGCGGAAACUUGAGGCAGUGGUUUACAAGCCUAUUUUAUUUAUUGGAAAACAAAAUAAAAAGGCUUCAAAUAAGUGGGUUGCAGACAUAAUUACCCAUCUGCACCCCACUCCUGUCACAAGAAAUGUUUUGGAGAAGAUGCGAAGGGCUUAUGAAUUUAUCUUGACUAAGGCAACCUCCACAGCACAGCAGCUGGACAGUGACAUCCCCACAGCAGAGCAGUACAACAGCCCCAGUCAGGAGCAGCACAGUGGUUCCAUUCUGGAGCCGGAGAGCCUCACCGAGGACCUGCCGGAGAGCCUCACCGUGGAGCAGCCGGAGAGCCUCACCGAGGACCUGCCGGAGAGCCUCACUGUGGAGCAGCCGGAGAAUCUCACAAAGGAGUCCGAGGCUGUAUUUAUACUCAACCUUGUUUCUCUGUCUUCCCCACACUCUCCAACUUCUCUCUCUCCUCCAUCUUCUACUACUUUUACAGCUGUUCUUCCUCCACAGUCUUCUCCACCUCCACCUCCACUGCCAUGCUCUAAGUCUUUGCAACAGAGGAAGGAAAGGACAAAAACCUCAAUCUGUUCACCAGCACCUUCUGCCACCUCUGUCUCUCCUCCAUCUCUUAUCCCCACAGAUCUCUCCCUUCCACAGUCUUGUCCUCCACCAGCUGCCUCUUCCAUCUCCCAGUCCUUGAGUCAGGAGGGGCCAAGUGUGAAGAAGAAAAGAAAGGGUUGCCGAAAAUGUAGUAGACAGAAGAUCUUCCUGUUUGAUCAAAUAACUGGGGAUUUUCUUGACUAGAAAGAAUAAAUGAGUGGCAAAACUUGGGAUGACACAUGGGAGCCUGCCAGCGAGUUCCAGCAUUUUUUGCCAGUGUCUCCAAAUCCCAGCCAUCUUUCACCAUGACAGUCUCCUCACCCUGAACACCUGGACUCGUCAAGCACACUUCAGUUCUGAGUGUGUUGUUGUUGUUGUUUUGCUUGCUGUUCUUCAUUAAAGUUUUUGCACAGUGCAUACACUCUUUUAGUAUUUUUUUUAAAAAGUUGUCAUUUUAAACACCUUUUGCAUUUGUCAUGAACUGCGUAACAGCCAGGUAGGGUAGCAUGGAGAGGGCCUGCUACAAACACGCUGUUUGUUAUAAUGGCAUGCCCAAAGAUAUUAUUUUUAAAGAUUUUUGCAGUGCAAUUUUAGUAUUGCAUUGAUGCAAACUUCUCACCUGUAGGUGA